This is a messenger RNA of Annulohypoxylon maeteangense, 1724 nucleotides long. Its product is annotated as thioredoxin reductase. Gene Ontology annotation, cellular component: cytoplasm. The coding region runs from base 519 to 1511 and encodes 330 amino acids. The transcript is spliced from 3 exons. Gene Ontology annotation, biological process: removal of superoxide radicals. NCBI's taxonomy places the organism in Eukaryota, Fungi, Ascomycota, Sordariomycetes, Xylariales, Hypoxylaceae. Gene Ontology annotation, molecular function: thioredoxin-disulfide reductase (NADPH) activity. The record is from RefSeq and is a predicted model, not a curated record.
CAGCAAAAUUCAAGUAAGCUGACGAACCAAAGUCAAUUUCUCUUCCAAGUCUAAAUAAGAAACAUUAUUCCAAAUUUGAUCUAUUUUCGGAACUACAUGUAGAGCCGCAUUUGAAAUAAUUAUCCUAGAUUUCAAAACCGUCUUACUAAAGUCCAGACUGGCGACUUCGUGACUAAAGGUGUUUCCUAAAGUCUCAUGCCAUUAUCACAAGCCCACAAUAGCCCCGGAGCCCAGUAUUUAACGAUAGCCUCGACGUUUAGACCUGCCCCUUCCGAAACACCUCCGAGACUACCGCAUACUCGAUCCGCCAAGUCGCCCUUCCUCUCAAGUCCAACCUAUACAUAUACCCACUUGACCCGUCAAUCGGCGAGGAAAAUACCAUCAAAGUGUUUUCCCGAAAAAUAACAAGUAGACUUUGCGCUGGCGCAUCCGGAAUUUCAGUAGCAGCCCUCGCCUCUGCUGGUUUUCAGAAUUACACAAAGCAGUCAAGUCAGAUUCCAAAGAUAACAACUAGGAAAAUGCAUAGCAAGGUCGUCAUUAUCGGCUCCGGGCCUGCCGCCCACACGGCUGCCAUCUACCUCGCCCGCGCUGAGCUGAACCCGGUUCUCUACGAGGGUUUCAUGGCAAAUGGUAUCGCUGCUGGCGGUCAAUUAACAACCACAACCGAGAUUGAGAACUUCCCCGGCUUCCCUAAGGGUAUUAUGGGUAGUGAGCUGAUGGAUGCUAUGCGAGCACAAUCAGAGCGAUUCGGAACCAAGAUCGUCACCGAGACCGUUGCGAAACUCGACCUUUCCUCUAGACCAUUCAAGUAUGAGACUGAAUGGGCCCUCGGUGAUGUACACACUGCGGAUACCGUCAUUAUUGCUACGGGAGCUUCUGCAAGGCGAUUGGGUCUUGCUGGAGAGGAGCAAUACUGGCAGAAUGGUAUCAGCGCAUGCGCAGUCUGCGAUGGUGCUGUCCCAAUAUUCCGGAAUAAGCCCCUAGUAGUCAUCGGUGGCGGGGACAGCGCUGCUGAAGAGGCUACUUUCUUGACGAAAUACGGUAGCCACGUUACGGUUUUGGUGCGAAAGGAUCAACUCCGUGCUAGCAGCAUUAUGGCCCAACGGUUAUUGAAACAUCCCAAGGUCACCGUCAGAUUCAACACCCGAGGCGUCGAAGUUAAGGGUGAUGAUAAAGUUAUGACCCACUUGGUUAUCGAAGAUACGGUCACUGGAAAGCGACAGCUUAUCGAGGCGAAUGGUCUUUUCUAUGCUGUCGGCCACGACCCGGCCACGACCUUGGUUAAGGGUCAAUUAGAAACCGAUUCAGAGGGCUACAUCAUCACCAAGGCCGGCUCUCCAUUAACAAGUGUUGAGGGCGUAUUUGCAGCUGGUGAUGUACAAGACAAGAGAUAUAGACAGGCUAUUACUAGCGCAGGUUCCGGAUGCCAAGCUGCUUUAGAAGCGGAGAAGUUCAUCUCGGAGCACGAAGGGGACGAGAGAGAGGGUGCUGCUGAUGGUAAAGCCGAAUGACUGAUACCCGCAAAGUUCUAGUUAUUGCUAUCGCAUAGAGUUUCAUGUCAGCGUGUUUGUUGACAAUCUCAUAGACAGAUACCAAAUAGACGGAAUCAAGAACAGCUCAACCCAAUCCAAUAUAAUUAGCACUUGUCCAUUACGAAAGUGUAUUUACAUGAUAGAAUAGAUGAACUACUACUACUAGUCUUCUUAUUGGAAACUCAUCGUCAU